UAUAGUGAGAGAAAUAACGUAUGUUCUUCUCCAGUGUUCUAACUCGAAGCAGUAUAUUUUAAACAAACGUUUGAAAGUAUUAAGAGCAGCAAACUUUGAUUUUUAUUGGAAUGGGUCGAAUCGAACCAAUUUAGAAUUCUAAAAUGUUGACCUGAAUCAAAUCAGGUUUUUCUGAUUCAUUUUGGACUCUGCAGGCUAUUUCUGAAUACUAGAUCAUUUAUUUUUCUCAAAAAAAUCUUUCAUGACCUUUCGAAUCUCUAUAGUUUCAAAAUAAAAUUAACAAACAGUUAGUAGUUCACGUAUAAUCCGUAGUUCAAUCUCAAGACGAAAAGAAUAUUUUAAAUAAAAUAAUUAGCAUUUUCCUAUAUCAAAAAAAGCUUACACGUCUUAUUUGGUUCAGUAUUUUGAUUCUCUAGCAAUUUUGAUAGAAUCAUUUUCUGAACGUUUUUUUUUUCAUGGCUGAUGACUUGAUGGUUUUGUAAAACUCCGACCCAAUAAAUUGAUUAUAUAUUUCCAUUUUAUCUAUGCUAAUAUUAUAGUGCUGAAAACUGCUUAGUUUUCAUGAUGAGAAAGACUUAUCUUUCAAUUGUAAGACUAUGGUGCAAAAAUUGUUUAUCUUGUUUAUUUAGGUGAAGAUGACUUAAAAAAAGGUACACAAUUAUUAGAAGUUUAUGCACUUGAAAUUCAAAUGCAUACAACACAAAAGAAUACAAAAAAAUUAAAACAACUUUAUGAACGUUCAUUACAUAUUAAAUCGGCUAUACCACAUCCAUUGAUUAUGGGUGUUAUACGAGAAUGCGGUGGUAAAAUGCAUUUACGAGAACAAGAAUAUGAACGUGCACAUACUGACUUUUUUGAAGCAUUUAAAAAUUAUGAUGAAAGUGGUUGUCCAAGACGUACAACGUGUUUAAAAUAUUUAGUUUUAGCUAAUAUGUUAACAAAAUCAGGCAUAAAUCCAUUUGAUUCACAAGAAGCAAAACCAUAUAAAACUGAUCCAGAAAUUGUAGCCAUGACUAAUUUAGUUAAUGCUUAUCAAAAUAAUGAUAUUAAAGAAUUUGAAUUGAUUUUAAAACAAAAUCGUCAAACAAUUAUGGAUGAUCAAUUUAUACGUGAACAUAUUGAAAUUUUAUUGCGAAAUAUUCGUACAAAAGUAUUGAUUAAAUUAAUAAAACCAUAUACAAAAAUCAGAAUUGAUUUUAUAGCCAAAGAAUUAAAUAUUGAUAUGCAAGAUGUUGAAAAUUUAUUAAUUACGUGUAUUCUUGAUCAGAUGAUAACGGGAAAAGUUGACCAAGUGAAUCAUGUGUUAGAAUUGAAUCAACAACAGAAUAUUCAAGGCAUCGCUCGCUAUGGCGCUAUAACAAAAUUAACUGAUCAAUUACAAUCGGUACAACACGCAUUGGUUGGAAAAUUUUCGAAUUAA
Didymodactylos carnosus is the source of this 1420-nucleotide messenger RNA. NCBI's taxonomy places the organism in Eukaryota, Metazoa, Rotifera, Eurotatoria, Philodinida, Philodinidae. The record is from the annotation of a GenBank genome assembly.